Seriola dumerili (greater amberjack) is the source of this 3723-nucleotide messenger RNA. It is a transcript of the gene mxd1, whose product is annotated as MAX dimerization protein 1. The transcript is spliced from 6 exons. Gene Ontology annotation, biological process: negative regulation of transcription by RNA polymerase II. The record is from RefSeq and is a predicted model, not a curated record. NCBI's taxonomy places the organism in Eukaryota, Metazoa, Chordata, Actinopteri, Carangiformes, Carangidae. Bases 815 to 1483 code for a protein of 222 amino acids. Gene Ontology annotation, molecular function: RNA polymerase II cis-regulatory region sequence-specific DNA binding; DNA-binding transcription factor activity, RNA polymerase II-specific; protein dimerization activity.
GCCACUAUUUUGGCAGCAGUUUGAUAAACACUCACUGCUCCUUAGCUGAUGUCAGUCGCUAUCUGCAUUUCCAGCGAGACGUAUCACGCGUGAUCAGCGACAAACCAGCACAAAAUUAGCCACAUAGCCCCGAAUCGAUAAGGUUGUAUGACAUCGUCGGUUGAACUUUAAGACAGCUAGCUUGUUUUUCUUUCUGUUUCACAUCAGGCAAGUCUGUGACCACUGAACAAGCCAACAACGCUCUUGUCUUUCGAUUGGCUCAAUUUUUACACUAUUCAACCGAGCUAGGAAGAACUUUUGCUUUUUAUUAUUCAGGCAACUUGUCUCCAGCGCUAACAUUAGCCAACUUAUUUUUUACCCGAACAGAACAUAUACUCAAUACUCGACUCAUUUUUAUAUGUCAGUCAAGCCAUCGUUUUGUUUUAUCAACAAGACGCCUUUUUCGAAGAACUACCUAUAGCUAAAGCUAACAAUAUUUUGCUAACAAUUUUAAAAAGAGGGGGCGCCAGCCUUGACUAGCCGGCUAACAACAAACCCUGACCUGAACCAUUUAAACAAUCAUUAAAGACGAACACUGUUUGGCUUUUAAAAGUGAUUGGUGCUGAAUUCAUGACCUUUAACUUUUAAAUAGCCCGUUUGACACGCUGCAGGAGUAACUCUUUAACGUUACCUCUCGCCUUUUAAAAUAAUCAGUGACAGAGCAGUGAGCCACCUGAGUGCUGAGAAGGAGAGUCAGUGGUAGGACCUGAAGCAGGUUGUGUACAGCCACGGAAUCCCUCAUCGGAUUGUUAUAUUAUCAGUGAUAUUGUUGAAAAUGGCGGCGAUCGGAAUGGUGCAGAUGUUGAUCGAAGCAGCCGAGUACCUUGAUCGCAGAGAACGAGAAGCAGAACACGGCUAUGCCUCCAUGCCACCCUUCAUCAGCAGUCGAGAGAGGGAAAGCUUGAAAAGGAAAAGCAAAAGCAAGAAAAACACAAGUAGCAGGUCUACGCACAAUGAAAUGGAAAAAAACAGACGGGCACAUCUACGACUGUGUUUAGAGCGUUUGAAAUCCCUCGUUCCCCUGGGACCAGAUGCUAACAGGCACACCACGCUCAGCCUGCUGAUGAAGGCCAAAGAUCACAUCAAGAGGUUGGAGGAGAGCGAUAGGAGAGCUCAGCACACCUUGGAGCAGCUACAGCGGGAGCAGAGACACCUGAGGAGGCGUCUGGAGCAGCUGGGGGUGGAGAGGACCCGCAUGGACAGUACGGGCUCCACUGUGUCCUCCGAAAAGUCCGACUCCGAUCAGGAGGACCUGGACGUGGAUGUGGAGGGCACGGACUACCUGCUGGGUGACCUAGAGUGGAGCACCAGCAGUGUGAGCGACUCAGGGGACGAGCGAGGCAGCCUGCGCAGCAGCUGUAGUGAUGAGGGCUACUCCAGCGCCAGCCUGCAGCGCCUGCAGGACACUCAGGAGAGGGCCAAGCAGCUGGGCUGCAGCCUAUAAACAGCACUGACCCAACACCCACCUUCUCCCCUCAGCCAAUCCCGUCCCAAGAUUGUCUCACCACUCCCUGGUCCCGCUCAGGCCUCCCCCCCCCCUUCCUUCCUUCCCUCCCUGUCUCCCUCUCCACCAGGACUGACCAAGUCUGAGGCCUCUGCUCUAGCUGGGCCUCUGCAGACUUCCUGUCCCCAUGGUGAUUUACAUUUACCUCUGCAACACCUCUGAGACACCCGCCCACAUCUAGUCCAUCAUCAGCGGUCAGUCUUUAGGGUGUCACUCGCUCCGCUCUGCACCAAUCAAACGAGUGGGAUUUUAAAGACACUCCAUCCCCUCCAUCCCCCCCGUCCGUCAGAACCACAACUUUCAGCCAGAGAAUGUUACCACACAAUAUCCCACUGCCUCUUUUUCUAUGCCUCAAGAGCCAUGGGAAGCACUUAUGAGAUUUUACCCUUCACACACACAUACAUUAACACAAACAUACACACACCCCUCCAUCGCUCCUAGUUGUCCAGUGAGACAAAGUCCUCCCAAAGGUGUGACACUGACAUGAUGCGGGGCUUUUUUUCUGCCCUGCUCACCAGUCAACCAUCUGUGCAUGGUAAUUUGCACUUAAAAUUGCUUUUGUAAACAAAACUGUGUCAUCUUUUUCAAACACUGUCUCUUAAAAACUAAAAGCCCCCCCCCCCCGCUGCAGCUGUUGCAGUAAUGUUACCAGAAGUGAGUGUUUGAAACAUGUCAGUGGUCUGCCUGUGCUGUGCGGUGCAGCAGACUUUGUGGACACUAAACUAACCUGUCGGGGCCAACAGCAAUACGUCCCUUAGUACCCAGGCUUUGGCGGGCAAUCUCGUAACUACCCUGUAAUUUUAUGUCACGCCUGCAGUUCUGAAGAGAAAGUUACACAAAAACAAACAAAAAAAAAAAAAAAAAUUGUGCAGCAUGAGAUUGUGAAGGGGCCGGGGUGUACGGGAGGGUUUUCGUGGGUGGGUUUGAUGUUUUCUGCCUCUCUCUGAUGACGGUGGCGUUUUUACAGCAUCCUUUUAUCAUAUGUGUGUGUGUCAUGUUUGAGCCUGGCGACGACAGGGGUCACUAGUAGGUUUGGAAACUUUAAACACCAGCCACCAGGCCGAAUGCUGGUAUAUUUUUGGCAGGUGCUGGUACAUUUUUUUUGUACACUACUUCUUCACUGCCCCGUUCACCAGGUAUUAAAAGGAAGGGAAAGAUCCUAUCUACUGAGAGCAGUCGAGAGACUGGAGCACAUUCCACUACGUAGAGAGGACAGGCAGGUGAGGCUGAUAGCAUUAUUUUUUGCGAAUGGAUGUUCCUGCCAAUUACUGAGGAAGGGAGAGUUCAGCUUGAGACGAGUCACGCUGAACGACUCUCUUUGACUCUUCAGUGGGAGCACGCUGAGGGAGCUCGCCUCUUCCUGAGUGUUCACAUCUGAAGAGCACAAAAAUGUUGAAACCACAGAUUUUCUCUCCUUCGCCUUGCCUUGAUAGCUAUUUAUUGUUUCUGCAAAAAUGUACACCUUUUAAUGUAAAUAGUUUACAGAAAGAUUUCUAUGUCUAUCAACAAAUGUAUUUAUUAGAUAUACUAAAUAUAUAGAUGAAUAUAUAUAUAUAUAAAUAUAUUUAAUUAGUCAUAGCCUAUGUUCUUCUUGUGAGGUUUAUUGAGAGUUUCCUAUGUGUAGUUUGUUUGCACAGCCUAGUCAAUCUAUAGAAUAGAGAAUAGAAAUGUCUCUUGUGCCUCGAGGCUUUUGUGUCUGUUCAGAAAUCGGCACGGUGCUCCUAGGAAAUGAUGUUUUCUUUGUGGUUCUAAUUUUUAGCUGUUUGCAAAGCCAUCUUACCCUUUAACGGAGGGAUAAUAAAAAAACAAAUCUGUUUUUCGAAAAAUGUCAAUUUAAAAAAAAAAAAAAAAGUGUAUAAGUGAGAGGAGCUGGUGGCUGGGGUGAGCGCAGUGAUGAUGGCUCCUCUGGCAAAGCUGUGUGUUGCCUGUUUGACCAUCUCCGUGCCUGAGAACCUCAAACAAAAUGGCUGUUAGUGCUUUGUUUGGUUCAAAAUCAUCCCUGGCAGGGAGAGGAUUGCAGCUUUUCCUUCGUACAUGUCCUCAACCCUGCAGCACGGCGCCAAAGGAAUCUCCCCUGCUCCUGCUGCAUCUGCCACUUGUAAAUCUCAGUUAAAGCAUGAAGAUGGUACAACCAAAAAAAAAAAAAAAAGAAAAAAACUGAAAAUUAGAAAAAUACAUAU